Messenger RNA from Plectropomus leopardus (leopard coralgrouper), 3531 nucleotides. RefSeq names its product coactosin-like F-actin binding protein 1 (gene cotl1). Gene Ontology annotation, molecular function: actin filament binding. The record is from RefSeq and is a predicted model, not a curated record. Gene Ontology annotation, biological process: regulation of actin filament polymerization. Gene Ontology annotation, cellular component: cortical actin cytoskeleton; site of polarized growth; actin filament. NCBI's taxonomy places the organism in Eukaryota, Metazoa, Chordata, Actinopteri, Perciformes, Serranidae.
CAUUCACUGGGAGAAGGUGAAUCCAGCGUCUGGGGUACUCCUCCGUCUGUCUACUGGUGCUGGCAACCUGAUCGACCAUCAUCACCAACGCCCAUAAAGUAGCAAUAUUCAGGAAAUAAACCUCGCUGCUAGAACAAGAGCCGUCUUUUUCCGUUACCGUACCCGACUGGCUCUAUUGUUUCACUGCAGUGGUCGUGAUUUUGAAGAGAAGCCUGUUGUAUAACGUUAUCAGUUAUAGCUGUCUGAUGCAUAAGGGCAACUGUAUAAGUUAGCUGCUUUAUUACUGUGUAGCUAAGCUCUGUCUGAUUUGGACUGAUACGACGCUGACUUCGACUGUUUGGCUCCUGUUUAUAACGAAAAAUGGCAACCCAAAUCGAUAAAGAGGCUUGCAGAGAGGCUUACAACCAAGUCAGAGACGAUAACACGGACACCAAUUGGGCUGCGUUUAAAUAUGAAGGCACUAAGAUCAUGCCUGCAGGACAAGGGACUGACUAUGAGGACUUCAAGAGGAUGUGCACAGAUGAUGCUCGCCUGUUCGGUUUCGUCCGGAUCACAACAGGAGAUGACAUGAGCAAAAGGGCCAAAUUCACUCUCAUCACCUGGAUUGGUGACAACAUCACUGGGCUGCAGCGUGCCAAGAUCAGCACAGACAAGUCGCUGGUCAAAGAGAUCGUGCAGAACUUUGCCAAGGAGUUUAUGUUUAGUGACCAGAGGGAACUGGAUGCAGACAACAUUCGCAGAGAGCUGAAGAAGGCUGGUGGAGCCAAUUAUGAUGCUCAGGCCGAGUAGAGAAGUGCCACAGUCCACAGGAAGGGUUGGGGUUGGGGUUGGGGUUGAGGUUGGGGUUGGGAGGGUUGAGGGUGAUCAGGGUGGUGUGGUGGAAUAAGUGGGGGUGGCGGGGGUUGGGGCAGGGACACUACCUCUUGGGGAGAAGACAAGGUGGGAUGGAGAGGGUGCUUGGCGAAAGGGAAACGUACGCAUAAACAAAGCAGAGGUGCACCAAGAGCCAUUUUUAGAACCAGUGCAAAUCUUUGAAAUACUAAUCAAAUAAAGCCUAAAGAUGGCAUGGCUAAAAGCAAACUCUUUUUUUCACUGGUUUAACAACAUAUUAAUUUAGCCUUAAGAGCUCCAGAAUAAAUAAAAACACAUCAAUGUUAAUGUACUCACUGCGUGUAUUGGCGCAGCUCCCAGCAGAACAAAUGCUGUUGGUGCACCUAUAUAAAUGAUAACAUCUGCAUUAGGGCAUUUAUAUGCUUGAUUUUAACAAAAUGUAUUUGUGAGCUGCAUUGUUCACAUACUUGCUUGCAUCGGUUUGUGUAUGUGGAGGAUUAAAAAGUAUCUGGGGGCACAUCAGGGCCAAAUUGUCACCGCUCAAACUGAAGUAACUUCCUUGAGAUUUAGAAAACAUAAAUAUUUCCUAACAUGAUGACACCAAGAACGGUUUUGUGUUGUAAAAGAAUAUUUUGAGAAAUUUUGGCUUUUUCCCAGAGUUAGAUGAGAAGACCGAUACCACUUUCUCAUCUUUACAGUGAAUGUAUAGCUGUGAUUAGCAGCUUUUUAGCUUAGCUUAGUACAAAAAAAGGGGAUAAAACAGCUAGCCUGUCUCUGUCGAGAGUUAACAGUUUACCUACUGGCACCUUUUAAGCUCAAUCAACAUUUAUUUGUUGUAUAAAUAAUCCAUGUUAAAUCUGAAGUCUUAAGUGCUACGAAAGCAGCUGACAACCAGCAAAGACUCCGGGAAGUCAUUGCUAAGAUAAAGUCCUGCACGUAACCCAUCGUAAGAUGAUAGGUUGUAAUUGUUUUACAGGUUUUACAGGUUGGUUUUUGUACCAGUUAAACAAAAGAGAUACAAUGUUUUUAUUAAUGCAUUUUUGGCAGGUAUGUUCUUUGGUUCUCAUUUUUUGACCGACAGGCCAGCUUCUUUCUCCUUUUUUAGUCUUUGCACUGAGCUAAGCUAGCUGGCUGCUGAGUGUAGCUUCAUAUUGAACGCACAGACAUGAGAAUGGUAUCUACUUAAAAGACACAACAAGAUAGCAAAUAAGCACACUUUCCAAAAUGUCAAACUAUUUCUUUAUGGACUGGAUCUAAUCCAAAAAUUGGCAUGGACAGCAAACCUUGGUGUGAAUCUGUUACAAUAUUGUGGUGCUGCCCUUUUAAAGUCGGAGAUUCGAGUCAUCAAUCAGAGACCCCUCUGGCAACACAAAAUGCUUCAAGUCAAGCAGUAGUUUUCUUUUUGUUUGCGAGUCAGUAAGCUAUGCAGUGUACUUCUGGGGACCUUUUUAGUCUCCACAUUUUGCUGCAGAGUGCUCUUGAUUUUCAUGCUACUCUUUGGUUGAGGACAAAUGCGGCACAAAUGAGGAAGAGAGACGCUGUACCGUAAGGCUCGGAGAUAAUAUUCUCGCUUUGACUUGGAAGUGUUGAAUUUACAGCUCACAAAAACUUAGUACGAUACAGACUCUGGCUUUUUUUAUAUCCAGCAUUGGCAAAACAUUGUUGUUGCACACAGUCGAUCUGUUGUUAGCUUGUUUAGCACAUUAAAUGAAUGCUACUGUCACACUGGACGUCCCACUGUUUCCCUUUUAAACUUAACACGGGAAAAAAAAACAAUGGUCAAAUAUUUUUUUAAUGGCCUAAUCGGAUUUGACUGACACUAUUCAGAGUCGGGCACAGCCCUACAAUAUUGGGUGUCUGCAUACAAUGAAGUGUCCACACUGACAAACCUGUAUGUGUAGCAGUGAUUUCUGAGGAUACGCACAAACAACAAAAACACACAAUACGCAGAGUAGCCAUCUUGCACACACAAAUGCAUAGUUAAAAGCAAGUGUAUAAGCGCCCUUAAAGAUCACAACCUGCCUUCUCUCCUCCCCCAGCCUCUGCCCUCUCCCCAGUCAGCUCAUGGUUGGUUAUCUACUGUGCUGUGCGCCAACAUCUCACACUCAUCCUCAUCUCAGCUGGGCUACAGUUGAGCUAUAGGAAGUUACAUUGAGGCCUCAGCACUGAUUGCGCAGAAUAAUGUCAUGUAAUGAGGGUGGGAGAAACUAAGUGUUUUGCUUCAAAAUGGCACAUCAUGGAUCAAGGAAUGAGUUUGUCUUUAAGGGUUUUGAAAUGAACCUCUUUACUCGCAGGCAUGUGUUUGACACCAGAGCAUGCUCUUAGUCAUGAUACACUGUACCUCCAGGAGGAAAUGAUCUCCAUUUUCUAACAAUAUCCUUGGUGGUGGUUGGUGGCUUGCUUUGAGUAAUCCUGAGUCAUACUGCUAAGUACACAUUUAUCCACCUCUUCAUCUCCAGCCAGACAGCUGUGUUUGGAUUACAGCCUCAAGUGAACCAUUAAAUCUUGUCCAGAGACAGACAGCAACUCAUCCUUCUGUCUUUAUACUUGUGCUCUUUGCUGUGCAUCCCUUUUAUCAUUCGUCUGAAUGUUUCUCUCUAUAAGUAUGAGCUUAUUUUGAUGUAUUUUUUACUUUCUCCUUGAAGUUUUUGUCAGACAUGAUCAAUGUUGGCAGUUUCCAGAGCUGUGGUAGGAUUUGUA